AUGUCGUCCGAACAAGUCCGUCCAGUGAUUGAAUGUCUUUGUCAGAUUCUUUCAUUACACGGCUUUUCAAUGAUCACAUUCGAAACGUUUCAAUUAGCAAAGUUUAAUCAAAAUCAAUCGACUUUACCGUUGUGGAGAUUGAUCUAUGAAAUGUUACAUUUCGAUCAUCUUGCGACUAGUCAAAACUUUGAUAAUGACAAAUUUACUCAAACACCGAAAGGUGUAAUUGUUGAUCAAAUCAAACGUGAUCUUUUCAAUCGUGGCUACACAUAUGAACAUUUUUUGUCCUUGGACCCAAACAUGCAAACAGGGAGUCAACAAUUACUUGUUUGUGUGGGUUGGCUUAUCUAUCAUUUGAACCUGAUUGAUCAGUGUAUGCGACAAUCGCUAACUUCGAUCUCUGAUGAUAAUGAUAAAACUGAUAAAGCUGAAUUAAUCGAACAAAUUAAACAAACAUUUUAUUCCAAUUCCAAAAUUCGCUCACGCUUACAAGCUCUCGAUCGCAUCGAUAAUCCUGACAAUCGUCGUUUUUCAUCAUUCGAAUUACAACUUCAUCGAUAUCCUCAUCUGAUCACCAAAUACAUAAAUGAACUUGAUGAAGAACAACAUAAACUGAGUUUAUUUCUAUUUUGGGAUAAACAUGAAAAUAUCUUUUGGAAAUGGAUGGAAAGUGUGCUCGAUCAGCCAAGUACAAGUGUUGAGAAUGAUCAGUUGGCAGAUAAAAUUGAUUAUCGAUAUCUGGAAGCCGAAAAACAAAAAUUCAACGCUGCUGUUGAUACCUUAGACAAUGCAUUGGUUCGAUUGAAACACUUAUGGAUAUCGAAUGAUGAUCAUACCUUAAUUGAACGCGAUGUUUCAACAAUUGUUGCGUCUAUUGAUCAGCAAAUUUCUUCUCUUUUUCAACAGUUAUUAACUAACAAUCAUUGA
Messenger RNA from Adineta ricciae, 927 nucleotides. The record is from the annotation of a GenBank genome assembly. NCBI's taxonomy places the organism in Eukaryota, Metazoa, Rotifera, Eurotatoria, Adinetida, Adinetidae.